Polistes canadensis is the source of this 2987-nucleotide messenger RNA. It is a transcript of the gene schlank, whose product is annotated as ceramide synthase 6. The transcript has 7 exons. Gene Ontology annotation, biological process: ceramide biosynthetic process. Gene Ontology annotation, molecular function: sphingosine N-acyltransferase activity; DNA binding. Bases 1095 to 2222 code for a protein of 375 amino acids. The record is from RefSeq and is a predicted model, not a curated record. NCBI's taxonomy places the organism in Eukaryota, Metazoa, Arthropoda, Insecta, Hymenoptera, Vespidae. Gene Ontology annotation, cellular component: membrane.
UUAACAUUCGAAAAUACUAUACAUCCACGUAUCGUUGAGAACAACUUGAAAAGCUUUAACAUUUUGUUACAAAGGAAAAUAAUAGUGUAAAAAAUUAUCUGUAAAACUAAAAUAUUAAUUUUAAAGUUAACAGAGAGAGAAAGAGGAGAGAAAAAAAAAUAGUUAGUAUCAAAAGAAGGAAUAAUAAAUACGGUAUUCCGAACAGAGUUACCGCAUUUUUCCGUCGUUGUACGCCACUGCGAAAAAACAACUCGUUAUUAUAAGAUUUCUUUCUAAUAAGUGUAAACAACUGUUUUAAAUUUAGAGAGCAAUUUAUUUAUCUUUUUUUAUUCUUCUCUUGGAGAUACUGCCUUUUGUAAUUGCACACCGCUGUUUACUAUUUUUGCAUAAGUGUAUAUCUCUCUAUAAAAAAAAAACCCUAAAAUAAAUGAAGAUAAAAAAGAUCACCUACACGUCAAGUGAUGACUUAUUUCUAUUAAUUAAAAAAAAAUAAAAGAAAGAGUUAAAUAUCGAAUAGAAUUGAAUUUCACUAGACAACAAAUUUAUCAUCAUUGUGGAUGCAUCAUUAAUAUUGUUUCUUCGCAAACAAGGAAAGAAGUAAGGAGGAAAAAGAAAAAAACGAAGAAGAAAAGAUAAAAAUAACGGUUUAUCAGUUACUAUAAUAAUCUCGUUUCAAAAACUUUUACGAAUUAUUUUCACAAAUGAAUAUGUGAUUUAACCAUUUAAUAUGAUAUAUAUCAUAUUUUUAUUGAUAAUAUAUUAAACAAGUUUCGACGGAUAAAAUUAUUCUUAUUUUCUAUUUUAUAUUUAUAAUAUUUCAAUAGAAUAAUUACGAUAGAAGUUAUCUAUCCAAAAUACAUUUACGCGUUUAGAUUAUUUAAUGAAUAUUCAUGAUAUUUUCGUGACUCCUUUGGAUGGCGUGAUACAUGUCGAGUAUUAUAAGUAAAGUUAUUUGCUGUGGUGUGGUUAUGUGAAUAAUAAAAACUUAGAAAAUAAUUGAAUAAUACUUUAUUAUAAAUAAUAUAAUUUAUAUAUAUAUAUAUAAAAUAGAUAAUUAAAAAAUAAGUUAAUUCUUGUAAACUAAUUCAUUGAUAAUGAAUACUCUUAAAAAUAUAACGUCGGCGUUUUGGUCACCGGACAUAUGGUUACCGCCCAAUAUAACAUGGGAAGAUAUUAAACCUAAUUCGGAAAACCAAUAUGCCGAUUAUCAACAUUUAAUAUUUCCCGUGCCAAUGGCCUUCAUUCUUUUAAUCAUGAGAUACACUCUUGAAAGGAAUUGCUUCUCACCUUUUGGCAGAUCGCUUGGUAUAAAGAAUACAAGAACAAAAAUAGCACCGCCAAAUGAAAUAUUGGAGAAAGCUUACACUAGUAGAAAAAUCAAACAUAAACAGAUAUUAGCAUUAGCUAAACAACUGGAUUGGUCAGAACGACAGAUAGAAAGGUGGCUUAGACUUAGACGUUCUCAAGAUAAGCCAUCUACAUUAACAAAAUUCUGUGAAAACAGUUGGAGGUGUUCAUAUUAUACGUAUUCAUUCUUUUAUGGCCUUAUUAUUUUAUGGAAUAAACCAUGGUUAUGGGAUAUUAAUCAAUGUUACCGUAACUAUCCAUAUCACUCGGUGUCCAACGAUGUGUGGUGGUAUUAUAUGAUAUCUAUGGCAUUUUACUGGUCAUUGAGCAUUUCUCAAUUCUUUGAUGUAAAAAGAAAAGAUUUUUGGCAAAUGUUUAUUCAUCAUAUAGUGACCAUCGUAUUAUUGUCUUUCUCAUGGGUCACUAAUUUAACAAGGAUUGGCUCAUUAGUCUUAUUAGUACAUGAUUCUGCUGAUAUAUUCUUAGAAGUCGCAAAAAUGGCAAAGUAUGCUAAUUAUCAAAAAUUCUGCGAUUUUGUAUUUGUUAUUUUCACAAUAUUAUGGAUUGUGACACGCGUUGGUAUAUUUCCAUUCUGGAUUAUUUAUAGUACAUUGAUUGAAGCACCUAAGCUAGUACCAAUGUUCCCAGCGUAUUAUGUGUUUAAUACAUUAUUGUGCCUCUUACUUAUACUUCAUUCAAUUUGGACUUAUGUUAUUAUUAAGAUCGCAUACAAUGCCUUCUAUGCUGGUCAGAUGGAAGGUGAUAUACGAAGUAAUAGCAGUGAAGAUGUUUCAGAUGCCUCUGAGAAUAAUGCACCUGUCAAUAAUACAACGAACUACAUCAAUAAACGAAGUUCGAGACAAAAGACACAUUAAUCAAAAAAAAAUUAAUUAGCGAAAAAAUCCUAACAUGUAUAAUGUUAAAGAUAAAACGACAACAACAAAAUAAUUAGCCUGGUGCUAAACGAUCAUUCUUCAAACUUAUUCUAAUUAUAAAGUUAUGAUUGUGUAUUAUUAUAAAGAAAAUCAAAUCAUAAUUUUAUUGGAAGUAUCAAAAGUAAAAAAAGAAAAAAAAAGAAAAGAAACAAAAAAAAAUUUAAAAAGUUAUAGACUUAUAAACUACAAUAUUUGUUGCUAUAAAUAUUUUUUAAAGCAAUAUCUUAAGUUUAACUCUAUGUAAGAAGUAAGGAGAAAGCGAUUCAUUAUAGAUGCAAUGUCCAAAUUUCUUUUUUUACCAUAUUACCAGUAUUGUAAGAAAAAUGGAAAUCCUUUAGUCAUAUUUCACUUUCAUAUAUGUAUUAUAUAUAUAUAUCAUUUAUUUAUAAUUAUUUUAUUUAAAAAUUUCGGUACCUGUAUGCAUUAUCUCUUAAAACAACUUUAAGUGUGUUUAAUUAAACAAAGAAUGGACCAAAGCUUUAGAUUUUUAUGCCGUAAGGUAACCCUUUUUAAACUUGUGAUUCGUAAUAUUUACAUAUUUUUAUAUAUAUUCAUUUUCUAUAUUCUGGAUAUAUAUAUAUCAUGUAUAAGUUUAACGAUAUAAUAGAAUGGAAAAACUAAUUACUCAAAUGGAACUGUUUUCACAAAUAGCAUUUAUUUCUUCGCAAAAUUUUAUGUGAAUUUCUUUGAUUAAAUGUUAAAUGG